Molecule: messenger RNA, 3234 nt
Organism: Stegastes partitus (bicolor damselfish)
Lineage: Eukaryota; Metazoa; Chordata; Actinopteri; Pomacentridae
Gene: add2
Product: adducin 2 (beta)
Exons: 15
Coding region: 127-2139 (670 amino acids)
Biological process (GO): barbed-end actin filament capping
Cellular component (GO): cytoskeleton; plasma membrane; postsynaptic density
Molecular function (GO): actin filament binding
Source: RefSeq, a predicted model, not a curated record
CAGGCAGGGCCCCGAGGAAUACAACAUCCUUAAUGUGAGGGUAGGAUUUUCAUCUUCACGCUGCCAUUUGAGAAUUUCCUCCUACCCACACCUGGUUGUAAGACACCCACUGCAAAACAGUAGAAGAUGAGUAAGUCUCCGACCCCGAAGGGCACCCCGGUGCAGCGCAGCCCCAGUGAUGGAGUCCCUGAGAGCCUCCCGUCUCCUCAGCAUUCCACCCCUGGCUCCGGAUCACAGCAUAAGAAACGCAUCUCCAGCCUCCUUCAGAGUCCCUCAUUCAGAGAGGAGCUGGAUGUGCUGAUCCAGGAACAGAUGAAGAAGGGUGGCAGCUCAUCCAACCUCUGGGCACUGAGACAGCUGACUGAUUUCAUGGCCUCACAUGGAUCUCCAGCCGCCCUGCCAGUCUCCCCCUCCAACAUGAUGAUGGUGACACCCAUCAACGACCUGCAUGGCUGGGAGCCUGGCAGCAUGGUGAAGGGGGAGAGGUUGAUGCGCUGCAAGCUGGCCAGCACCCAUCGCCUGUUCGACCUAUACGGCUGGGCCCAGAUCAGCCGCACCUGUCUCACGCUGCGUGUGAGUAAAGAACAGGAACACUUCCUGGUGCUUCCAGACGGCCUGGCCUUCAGUGAGGUGACCGGAUCCAGUCUGGUUAAGGUGAACAUCCUGGGAGAAAUGGUGGAGAAGGGCAGCACCAACCUGGGCGUGGACACCGAGAAGUUCAGCCUGCACUCGGCCAUCUACUCGGCCCGACCAGAUGUUCGCUGUCUGCUUCACCUCCACACACCAGCUACAGCCGCGGUUUCAGCUAUGAAGUCCGGCCUCCUGCCGCUGUCCCACGAGGCUCUGCUGGUCGGUGAUGUGGCCUAUUAUGACUACAAUGGAGUCAUGGAGGAGGAGGAGGACAGAGUGGAGCUGCAGAAGAGCCUAGGACCCACCUGUAAGGUGCUGGUGUUGAGGAAUCAUGGCAUUGUGGCUCUGGGGGAGUCUGUGGAGGAGGCCUUCUACACCAUCUACCACAUCCAGGCUGCCUGCCAGAUCCAGGUGUCAGCUUUGUGCAGUGCUGGAGGAGAACACAACCUGAUUCUGCUGGAUCGAGCCACCCACAAACCCAACCCGACCGGCACCGUUGGCUGGGCUGGCUCCACCUUCGGACCACUGCAUAAGAGUCGCAUUGGGGAGCAUGAGUUUGAAGCCCUCAUGAGAACUCUGGACAACCUGGGCUACCGUACCGGCUACGCCUACCGCUUCCCUGUGCUACUAGAGCGAUCGCGAACACGGAGGGAGGUGGAGGUGCCGGCUACCGUCACAGUCUUCCACCAGUUCGAUGACGACGGAGUCCACCCGGCUCUGAGGCAGCACCCGUUUGCCCAGCGGCAGCAGCAGGAGAGGACCCGAUGGCUCAACACCCCCAACACCUACCAGAAAGUCAACCAAGAGCAAGCCAGCCCGGGACACCAGCGCACCACUUGGUUAAAGACAGAAGAGCUGACACAAGCUGGCAGCACAGCCAUCAAGAUCGAGAACCCAAACCAGUUUGUGCCUCUUUUUACCAACCCUCAAGAGGUGAUUGAGACACGAAACAAGAUUCGACAGCAGAAUCGUCAGGACAUGAAAACUGCAGGACCACAGUCUCAAGUCCUCGCCAGCGUCAUAACAGAAGACAGCCCUCCGUCCCCAGUCAGCCCACCUAAAGUCCCACCGGAGCCAGAACCUCCCAACCCCUUCAACCAGCUGACAGACCAGGAGCUGGAGGACUACCGCCAGGAGGUGCAGAGGAAACAGGAUGGAGGGACCGAUGGGGAGGAGGAGGCAAAUGACAAGGAGUCUCCCCCCGCUACCUCCCCGACAAAGGGCCCUUCACCCAGCCACCCUCCUCUGUCAGAAGAAGCAAAGACCGACUCUCCGGCCAUUCAGAACGGAGGCGAGGAGGAGAAGCAGACGACAGAGGAGCUGGAGAAAGGGAUGAAGGCUCUUUCAACCAAUGACACCUCCUCCACACCUGCUGCUCCACCCACCAAACUGCAAGGUGGCACCCCCGAGGGCUCACCCUCCAAGUCCCCGUCCAAGAAGAAAAAGAAGUUCAAGCCGCCGUCGUUCCUGAAAAAGAGCAAGAAGCAGAAGGAGAAAGCCGAGACCUGAGACCUGAGCUCAUACAGAUGCACCAAACCUCGGUGAAAUACUACAGUGAAUUACUUCCUAGUUGCAGAUGGAGUUUACCACAUCAGAUCUAUUCCAAGAGCCAUUUAAAAUGUCAGACACUAAAUUGAUCCUCACUACUGCACCACUGCUACUCACUGAUUUUGAUGUAUGUGGUGAUUCAUCUGGUACACUGGUAGUUGUUUUCACAUACUAUUUGACCCAGGUCGGACACAACCCAACAUUUUGACGCACUACUUCUUAUCACACAUACGGUCCCUGUACUACUUACGUCUUAUUUUCACCUGCUCUGCAAUCGAUCUGUUACUUCACUUCACUGUACAGGCAUUCAACCAUGUUCCUCUCUAAAAGUGGGAUUACCGCUGUGAUCCUGUGCAGUUGCCACUCAGAAUUUGUUUCAUACAUCUUUUUUUUUUUAGAUCCACAACUCUGCAAACCACAGUGGAAACAAAAGCCUCCAUGAAUUAUGCACCCUUUCUCCAUGUAUAGGCACUUGACAUAUGUAGAUUGACAUUCUAGUACGUUGCAUUUGUUCAUCAUCAUAGGCAUCUUCUAGUCACGAUUUGGUUCUACUUAUCAGAUAGAUGUUGCAGGUAUACUCUGUGAGCACAGGUGCAGUGCAUUUAGAAAUAUACUGAUAGCUACUGAUUGUGCUCUGCUGAAUGCUGGUUUUGUGUAAAACUAUCAGCCUGCUGAUGUUGUUACAGCAGGGACGAACAAGGAAAAAGAAAGCGGGGAAAUUAUACUGGCUCGCAACAAAACAACUCGCUGUGAACGCUGUUAUCAAAACCAAAAGGAUAAAGAAUUUGUUGCUUGUCAAUGCAGUCUGAAACCCAGUAAUAGAAGAUACUAAAGGUACUAAACAUUCCACUUUUCUCAUUUUCUUUUAAAUGUAUGUGUGCAAAAUACCUCUUAACAGUACUUACUUUCUGUUUGAACCAGUAGCUGUUAUCAAAAUGCUGAUGUGUGAUGUUUGCUCAUGGUUUUAUUUUAUUUUCUAUUAGAAUGUAUAAGUGAGUGUUGCAAGGUUACCAUGUAUCAGUCAUUAAAGAUCAAGUUUGAUUUAAAAUCAACACA